This is a messenger RNA of Penaeus indicus, 7924 nucleotides long. RefSeq lists its product as uncharacterized. Gene Ontology annotation, molecular function: protein binding. Bases 166 to 6687 code for a protein of 2173 amino acids. The transcript is spliced from 32 exons. Lineage: Eukaryota; Metazoa; Arthropoda; Malacostraca; Decapoda; Penaeidae. The record is from RefSeq and is a predicted model, not a curated record.
UCAGGGAGGGGAACUUCUGUCCCCUUCCCUCCGCCAUGGUCUACACAACCUUCAUCUCGUAUUUUCUGUCAGGAUAGUGUGCGGGCAAAUAACUGGACCUCGCGCCGAUUUCUUGCCUUGACCAGUGAAUCCGGAAGGGCCAGCCUGCGCGUGAAAAAAUCCAAUAUGACACGAAGAGGAGUUCAUCCAUGCUCCUUCCAGUAUACAGCACUGUGGAUAUUUACUCUUCUCAGUCUCCGCACGACCGUCUGUGCAACGCCCGCCACAAACCAAAACAUAAAGAUACAGACUCUAAACUACAAAUGGGUCGGCGAGGAAAAGGCAGAAGUGACAGCGUGUCUUGAAAGCGAGACGGACGGGACCCCCUUCAGGCAGGUCGACCUCCUCGUCACCAACGCUCUCGGGAGGGCGUGGCGGACCAGAGGAGGAGGAGGAGCGUUGAAGAAAACGGAGGAGGGUGCUUGCUUCGCUGGGAUAAGUCUCGAGAAGAAGGACUUGGUGAAGACGUUGAGCUUCAGGAUCUUGGAGAGCGGGACUGAUGAAUCGAUUCAGGAGCUGGAGACGUUCUUCAUAGUCCCAGAGGUAACUCCCAUGAGCAAAGGCGUGUACGAGAUCUGCUGGGAUGACCCCGAAGGACUCGCUUUUGCCUUGGCCCAAGGAGACGUUACUCAGCCGCUCGUCUCUCCCCCGGCCGGAUGCCACGAAUGCUGCCUCGUCGUCGUUGCGAAGAGUCCAGGUGGCCUCGUGACCCUGGAAACAGCUGGCACCAGACACCUCAGACAGCUGGUGCAAGUUCGUCUGCCUUUAAACUUAACGGACGGUCAAAUGAAGCCACAUUCAUCAGUUCCACUCAUCAUCAAGGAGCUCCACAAGGUAUCCAGGGACGACGACCCGAGUGGAAGAGAUCAGAACUUGAAAGUUUUCUUGGAUGCUCACCAAGCAACAGAGGCAGAUGAUUUUAUACUUACUCUGAUAUCAAACGGGGAACAGAAAUCUUAUAGCCUGCUUAACAUCAUCAAUGAAGAUGCCACCGAGCUUGAGUUUGAGGGAAAUUUUCAAGAUUCAACUAUUGUCAUCAUAACAGCUCUGAAGGCUGGGACCCCUGUGGGAUUUGGCUCCGUGAAUCAGAUCAUAACAGACCCGGGUUCUAGGGUGGCGAGGGUAGGGGACGCCAGCGCCCCGUCCCUCAGGGUGGACCCAGGGGCGCGAGACCAGGUGGAUGUCCCUGACAAGCCUCCCUGCGCGAGAGGCUCUGGCCCUUGCUACUACAUCGGCCAUAGCGCCCCCCUGCCCCCCCUCUGCGACGACCUUCCCGAGAUCAGAUUCUGCGACGCCGUUGUGUCGGAAGUGCAGAACCCGCCCGACGCCCCGGCCCUGGAGCUCCGCAACCGGCAGGAGCUGCGAGUGCAGCAGCCCCGGCCCGACGGAACGUGGACUGAGGUCGUGGUCUCCUGGGACGGCUCCAUCCUGUCUCCCGACGGCUUCGGCUGCGACGACCUGGGCGACGGCAUUUGCUCGCAGCCUGUGGCCGUCGCGGACGCUUUCGACGUGACGCUCGUCGUGCUGGACGACGACUGCUACGUCACGACGUCGCUCACUGUGCCCUUCGAAGUGCACGGCGUCGCCGCGCUCUCCCUCUCCUCGGACGUCCUGCAGGUGGAGGUCGACCCUCGAUCGGGGGGCACCUACGAGGUCACGCUGCCCGGCCCCUCGUCCCCCCCCGCGGCCACCCAGGAGUGUCAGGCUGGGUCGCCGUGCCGCGUCUGGUUCGCCGUGAUGGAAGCGCCCCCCUCAGUGAGCGUCACGAAGGAAUCCAAUACCGUUUAUGAGGAUAUAACUACAGAAACGCCUCCUCCCGCGUCACAAGUGCAGGUCAUCACCUCCAUGGACGCUGAAACCCAGACCCGAGUCCAAGUCCAGAGCAGCAACACCGUCACGCAGGUCGAACUCGUGACCUUCGUGUCCAGUGUCGCCACCGAAGAUGACUGCGAAGACCUUGAAGCAUUCGCCGGGAAUUCCGAGUAUUACUUCGACGCAUCUCUGCGAGGACCUGGAGGCUGGGACUUUGUCGUUGCCGGGUACUGUGAUGACGGGUCCUUGUGCGAAGUGGGCCAGGCCAGCGUGAUUCUCUUGGACAUGGACUCCUGGGUGGGCGUGGUGGGCGCCGCCCUGGACUCUCCUGACGCCUCUGUCAGAGUCGACGUCGGGAGCCUAGAUGACGUUAGUGUCGAGGGCAUCGGGUCAUGCGCGAAGGCGGACAGUCCAUGCUACUUCCUGACGGAGGCGCUGACGGCGAGCACUCUCAGGCACUGCGUCACCAUCGGUAAUACGGCAGGAGGCGGGAGCAGUGACGUCUCUCAGUGUGACUUGUCUUUCACGCCCUAUAAACCGAUGGACCAAGAACCAAUGCUGGAGCUGGUCAACAGAACUAUCCUGAAGGUUACUACACAAACGUCAAAUUCCCUCGAGGUGGUGGCUUUUAACCCGCAGACUGAUGACCUUCUUAGCAGUCCACUGUGCACUCCCGAGACCGACGGAUCCUGCAUUCAAGAGGUGAACAUUACAGAAGAACUCGUGGACUUCAAGGUGCUUGUGGUGGCGGUGGACGCGGCAGGGGAAACACAAGAGUCUGUUCUUUCCUCUUUCUAUGACUUCGUGACCCACGCCCAGCACUUCAACAACGGCACUGACCUCGAAGUCCGGUGGCGAACUUCCAGUGAGCAGACCUUCAGCAUCAGCAUUGAGGACGACUUGGGUGGCUUCACAAAGACGUCCGUGACAUGUGGACAGGACCUUAGGACAUGCAAAGCUUAUUUCACCAAGUUAAGCACAGAAGUGGCUCAUAAGGUGAAGGUGACGAAAGAUAAGACGGCCGUGUCGGUCUCCGUUCAGCCAGGCCAAGAUGCCACGACGCCCCUUUCCAUUACACGAAUCUCCAAAGUCUCAACCCUGCGUCCUCAAGCGCAGCUGACGAUCUCGUCCGACGUAGACGUCGCAGGGGUGAAGUACCUCGAGUACGUGGUGAUCGAACCCCCUGUUGGCAGCGAUAUUGUCCAACACGUUGCCUUCGCAGACUACAGUGACGUCAUACACACAGGCAACAACAUCACAUUCGAAGACGUAGAACCGCCGAAGACGGGCGUCGAAGUGACGGUGAUGGUCAUUGCGCACGCGGGCGACGGCGCGGACUCGGACGCCCUGGCCUUCGGGAAGAUCUUGGCCACUUUUGAAGAUAUUAAGCUCCCGCACAUGACGAAAGUGGGAACAGAAGAGUUCCAAUCCCUCAAAGUGGAGACGGGAGAAAUGGAUAUCAAAGUGAACGGUUUCCUGUGUCCAGCCAGCACAAUCUGCUACUACUUGGAGCCACAUAAUAUCCUGGAGCCUCCCGAAGUCUGCAGGAUGGCCACCCCAACCGUCGAGCAGUGUGACAUGACUGCAGCAUACAGAGAGCCAGAGGCUCUGAUCGAUCCGGCGGUUCAGUUGACCUUCACCGGGGCGCCUGAGGAGGACCUGACUGUCGCCGCCGAAUUCGCCGAAACGUCGCUCACAGUGGAAGCGAAACUCUACACAAGCUCGGAGGUUCUGACACCGGAGCCGCUAACCUGCGAUAUCACUGGCCAAUCGGCAAAGAUCUGCGCAUUCAAGGUUGAGCCAAAUGUGACGAAAUUUAAGAUUCUGCUUAUGGUAUUAGAUGCUCAAACGAUUGUGGUACAAUCACAUGUCGUGGAAUUUGAAGAUUUCCAAACUCGAAUCCAGCAACUGACAUCAGAGGCCAUCGAAGUCCGCUGGCGAGCUUCACAACGCCAGGAAUACGACGUCGAAAUUUUCCCUGAAAUCGAAGGCAGCUUCAGCAACACUUCAGUGCUGUGUGGAGGCGAAGAGCCUGAAGACAGCGACCUCUGUCUGGCUUACUUCAUAGCGUUAGACUCCACUGAGAAUUAUACGGCCAGUGUGAGGACGAGGAACAGCCAGAAGAGCGUGCUGGCGGUCGUACAGAUGGAGGCUCGCGUGGAAGCUUUAAACAUAACGGAACUGACCCUCGCCAAGACAGAAGACACGAGUGCAGAGCUGAACGUGUGCUUUAUCGAGAGGCAACUGGCGGAAAACGAGGCUCAGAUAGAACAGAAAACCCUUCUGUACAGAUUAGUGGCGGUGGAUGCCACUGGCCGACAAUUACGGAUGAUGUCGAAUUCCUCUCUCGCAUCCUCCUCCGUCGUCGAGGGGAGGCUGUGUCUCGGUCCGCUCCCUCUUGACUUCGACUUCGACUUGAGUGACAAGGUCCGGAUUCUCGUGACGCAGGAGGACCUCGACACUCACGAAGUCGCAGCUGGAGACGCUGAGGUGCUCCUCUUGGACCCUCGCCAAGUGGACGUGAGGCAAGUGGGCGCGAAGGCCGUGCGGGCGAAGUGGACCAACACCAACGGGGCCCUCGGCUUCGAGGUCGGGAUUGGCGUCGAGGACCUGUUCUCCGUGGAGUGUGGCGUGGAAGGGGACGCCGAAGAAGAGUGCUUGCGAUACCUCCACGUGGACAGCACAAGCAAGCAAGUCACGGUUACGUUGAGGGAGAUUGGGCUUAGUGUGGACCAGCAAGUGGAGGUUACACUCGCGCUGAGGGAUUUCGAUGACAUACAAAUAAACAAAACGGAUUUAACUUGGGACGGUCGUCUGCGCGUGUGCUUUGAGCCCAACUCCAUGGAUUCGCUUUACUUCCUGGCCUUGGAGAAUGAGGAAGGCCACGUCCAGGAGCUCCCCCAGCUUCGCCCCUACGUUGAGGACGGCCUCACCUGCGUGUUAAGCAAUGCCGCCAUGCAGGCAGAAGGAUACGUGUCCUUAUGGACUCUUUUAACAGCCUUCGACGCAUCUGGCGCACUGGUGCAAGCCUCUGGGAAUACUUAUGUCACCGACUUUUUCUUGAGCUCCAGAAGACGAGUCAGCGCGGCCUUGAACGCCGAUACCCGCGACCUCCUUGUGUCGUGGUUCCUCCUCAGCGAUCCCAGUACCAUCAGCUCUUACGACGUGACGCUCGAGGAGACCACAGCAGACGGCAGGAACGAGAUGAUGACUGUAGGGAAUACCGAAUCGUCCCUUGUCUUCAGCGGCACGACGGCAGGACGCUACUCUGUGUGCGUCGUGGCAUCUGCGAAGGAAAACAACGUGACCAGCCAGAAAGUGUGCAGUGUUAUUCUUUCCUUACUUCAGUCGGAUGUCACAGUCCCCGACGCAACGGAGCCAAGCCUGAGAUCCUCUGGGCCGACCAAGGUCCUCGUGACGUGGCAGAAACCCCAACAGGACGCCGACGUCUCCAGCUACGUCAUUACGUGGUCUUCUUCUCCUUCCUUCUCGUCACCGCCGCCGUCGUCGUCCAGCCUCCUAAGACCUGCCCUCUCAGCCGUCCAUCCUCUUGGCCUCCUCCGACGCGCCAGUCCUCUUGCCGACGACGACCAAGACCUAUCCUUCGUGGUCGUUCCGUCGUCCACCACGAGCGUCGAAGUGGACGACCUCGCGGCUUCUCAGAGCUAUGAGAUGUGUGUCAGUUCGGUCAAGAGCGACGUGAUGGGGAACCAGGCGUGCCGUAAAGUAAAUCAAGGGGACUACCAGCCACUCGACCUCCCGAAGAACCUGACGUUUGGGGACGAGGCGCUCCACUGGACUCCCGUCCCCGGGGCUAAGAUAUACCGGGUGGAGUGGCGACCUCGCUACGACGGCGACCUCUCGGAAGGAGGCCUGGAGGAGGUCAGUGGCACGACCUGGCCGACGCAGGACCUCGCUCCGGGGGCGUGGGUGGUGGAGGUCAGGGCGGCCUCGGACACGAGUGUGAGCGAGGCCAAGAGCAUCAAGAUACCGAAAAUUGGAAUCACAUUCGACCAAGCGACGCAGACGAACAACAGCCAACUGGAGGUCAGCUGGUGGGAAGAGCCCGUUCCCCCCUGCGCACAAACCUCCUGCGAAUACAUUAUUACCCUUUCAAUUAACGGGAAGGUGACGUUGUACGCCCAUUCGUGUUCGGGACGUAAAGGGGACUGCGCGCAGCUGUUGAACGUGGAAGGAGCGUCGGAAAUCAAGGUGGGGGUGGAGAGAGACACGUCCUCGCGGUCGGUGACACUGAAAGUCUACAAUUUCCCGGCCGUGGCCGAACUGCGCCAGAGCUUCUCCUCGGGCGGCGAGGCGGUGACGCUGUCGUGGGCGGCGACGGAGGGCGCCAAACUGUACAACGUCACCCUGUUCGCCGACGCCGCCUUGGCCUCCGUCAGGCGGACUGAGAUGAUCAGCCAGCAGACGUAUACUUUGACUGGAAGCAAUCUGGUAAAUAACGUGUUCCAAGUUCAACCCUGCGAAGGUAUAUCCUUUUGCGGCGACCCUCAAAGUAUCACACUGCAGGACACUCCGGAUGAGAAAGCGAAAGACAAGACGGUUAUUAUCAUCGUCUCAGUCGUCGGCGGGGUCGUGGGGGUCGUUGUCAUCGUCUCUUUCGUGGCUGCUGCUGUGAUGAAGACAAAGAAAAGGAAAGAAAAUUUACGUCGACAGGAAGAACCGCCAGUGGCACUCCCAGUCUACGACGAGUGGGGGGCAAGGCGCCUCGGUCAAAGAGCUAGACCUUCAUCAGAGGUCCCAGUCUACGACGAUUGGGGGGCGCGGCGCCUCGGUCACAGAGCCCAACCGCCAUCUCAGUCGCCGUCCUGGCAGUGAAGGAAAUGAAACUGAAGUCUUCGUGACGUGGCAGGAACCUUAAGAGGAUUCAGACAUCUUCAGCUUCGUCAUUAUUAAGGAGAGAGAGAGAGAGAGAGAGAGAGAGAGAGAGAGAGAGAGAGAGAGAGAGAGAGAGAGAGAGAGAGAGAGAGAGAGAGAGAGAGAGAAAGAAAGAGAAAGAGAGAGAGGGAAAGUGAGAGAGAGAAAGGGGAAGAGAGAGAAAGGGGAAGAGAGAGCGAGAGCGAGAGAGAGAGAAAGAGAGAGAGAGAGAGAGAGAGAGAGAGAGAGAGAGAGAGAGAGAGAGAGAGAGAGAGAGAGAGAGAGAGAGAGAGAGAGAGAGAGAGAGGAAAAGAGAGAGGAAGAGAAAGAGAAAGAAAGAGAGAGUGAAAGAAAGAAAAAAGUAAGUUGCUGUGCUGCUAUUCACAAACAGACAAAAGCCCAGACUCGCUGCCUCCCAAAACAGACAGAUGCAGUUCAGAGAGAGAAAGAGAGAGAGAGAGAGAGAGAAAGAGAGAGAGAGAGAGAGAGAGAGAGAAAGAAAGAAAGAAAGAGAGAGAGAGAGAGAGAGAGAGAGAGAGAGAGAGAGAGAGAGAGAGAGAGAGAGAGAGAGAGAGAGAAGAGAGAGAGAGAGAGAAAGAAAGAAUAAAGAGAGAGAAAGAAAGAAAGAGAGAGAGAAAGAUAAAGAUAAAGAGAGAGAGAGAGAGAGAGAAAGAAAGAAAGAGAGAGAGAGAGAGAGAGAGAGAGAGAGAGAGAGAGAAAGAAAGAAUAAAGAGAGAGAGAAAGAAAGAAAGAGAGAGAGGAAGAUAAAGAUAAAGAGAGAGAGAGAGAGAGAGAGAGAGAGAGAGAGAGAGAGAGAGAGAGAAAGAGAGAGAGAGAGAGAGAGAGAGAGAGAGAGAGAGAGAGAGAGAGAAAGAAAGAAAGAAGAGAGAGAGAGAGAGAGAGAGAGAGAGAGAAAGAGAGAGAAAGAAUGAAAGAAAGAAUAAAGAGAGAGAGAAAGAUAAAGAUAGAGAGAGAGAGAGAGAGAGAGAGAGAGAGAGAGAGAGAGAGAGAGAGAGAGAGAGAGAGAGAGAAAGAAAGAAAGAGAGAGAGAGAGAGAGAGAAAGAGAGAGAGAGAAAGAAAGAAAGAAUAAAGAGAGAGAGAAAGAAAGAAAGAGAGAGAGAAAGAUAAAGAUAAAGAGAGAGAGAGAGAGAGAGAGAGAGAGAGAGAGAGAGAGAGAGAGAGAGAGAGAGAGAAAGA